GUGCUGCCUUGCCAGGCAGCCAACGGUCUGCCUCCUUCAGCCUGCAGAAAAGCCCGCCAAUCCCAAUUCAAGCGCUUCCCCUCAUCAACAGCCAACCAUCAUAAUCGACAAGCGCCCACCAUAACACGUACUUCACCCGUUAGAAUAUUCCCCAACGGCCGCAAACCGGAGACCGGCCUCUCUCCUGAGUCGACUCACCAUGCCAAAAAACACCCUCUACCUGGUCACCUACGACCGCGGCCGGCAUCCUCUCACUGGCCAACCCAAGCCACACCACUGGGCAUACUUCCUCGACACCACUACCAACGACACGACUACUACUACUUCCAUUACUACCAGCCCGCCACCCACCAGCGACACCCCCCAUUCCCCAGCCCGCGAAGCCCCGCGCCAAGAACAACAACAACAGCAACAACCUCGCGGCCUGAUCUUCCAGCUGCGCGGCAUGCCAGGCGGCUUCCACUACCCGGGGCCGGAACGCCUCGACGCCGCGCAGGGCGGCGAGCCGGGGCCGGUGCGCGAGAUGCUGGAGGUCGGGCAGGUGGACGCGGGGGACGUCGCGGCCGUGCACGAGGUGUUGGCGGGCGUGCAGGUCGUGCAGGACGAGGGCGCCGCGUGGAAUUGUCAGGACUGGGCUCUGACUGGGUUGGUCAGGCUGAAGGAGAGGGGGUGGGUUUAUGAGGGGAUUGGAGGGGAAGGUGUGGUGGGGUGGUUGAGGGGUCUUGAGCGGUGAGGAUGGAUCGGCUGAUGGCGGGGGAGGGAAGG
Messenger RNA from Thermothielavioides terrestris NRRL 8126, 765 nucleotides. RefSeq lists its product as uncharacterized. The coding region runs from base 200 to 733 and encodes 177 amino acids. The record is from RefSeq and is a predicted model, not a curated record. The transcript has a single exon. Lineage: Eukaryota; Fungi; Ascomycota; Sordariomycetes; Sordariales; Chaetomiaceae.